GUCAUCGCGGCGGGUUGGCCUUGGCCACCUCAUCCGCCUCGUCGGCUUCACCACCACCCCACCAGGAAAGAACACCGCCGCACCACUGCACCAGUCCUCUGGCUUCGGGUCUCCCCAUUCCCUUCCUCUCCUGAAGCAGGGGUUUCUCUGGCCUUCGGUGCAGGGGACUCUACUCUAUUCUUGGACUAGGUAACCGCUGCUCUGCUCCUCUGUUCGCCGGUGCGCUUCGGAUUGGCCUGGCCAAGUGGCCAGGGAGGCCACAGAAUCACCCAGACCAGGGAUAUAGGAAUUUCAGUAUGCAACAAAUGGCCAUGUCAGCUUUCGCAGUGACCUCUCCUUCAUCGCAUGGCUGUGCCUUGUCUGCCCUCCAUGCUCGACAUUCUCAAAGAUUGCACACGAGACGCCGCAGCCAAGUCCGGGCACUGGCACAAACACAGUUGCAGUACAACAAGCUGGGAGAUUCAGACCUCCUUAUCAGCGAGGUCACUCUUGGAACAAUGACCUUCGGAGAGCAAAACACAGAGAAGGAAGCACAUGAUAUACUCUCUUAUUCUUUCGAUCAAGGUGUCAAUGUCCUAGAUACAGCAGAAAUUUACCCAGUUCCAAUGAACAAGGAAACUCAAGGGAGGACUGAUCUUUAUAUUGGCAGGUGGAUGCAAUCGAAGCCACGAGACAAGAUAAUUUUGGCCACCAAAGUUGCCGGUUAUUCAGAGCGGUCUACUUUUCUCCGGGACAAUGCAGAAGUGGUGCGUGUUGAUGCUGCCAAUAUCAAAGAGAGUGUUGAAAAGAGCCUUAAACGCUUGUCUACAGAUUAUAUUGAUUUGCUUCAGAUACACUGGCCAGAUAGAUAUGUGGCACUAUUUGGUGAAUUUAGUUAUAAUUCAAGCAAAUGGAGGCCAAGCAUCCCUUUUGAGGAUCAACUGAAAGCUUUCCAGGAACUAAUUGACGAAGGAAAGGUUCGCUACAUUGGUGUUUCCAAUGAGACCUCAUAUGGAGUAAUGGAGUUUGUUCAUGCUGCUAAGGCACAAGGCCUUCCAAAGAUUGUGAGCAUCCAGAACAGUUAUAGUCUACUUGUGAGAUGUCGCUUUGAAGUUGAUCUUGUUGAAGUUUGCCACCCGAAUAACUGCAAUGUUGGGCUACUUGCCUACUCCCCAUUGGCUGGUGGGGUCCUCACUGGAAAGUAUCUCGAUGCUAAUGCUGACAUAUCAAGGAGCAGGCUGAAUCUCUUCCCUGGAUACAUGGCCCGCUAUAAUGCCUCUUUGGCUAAAGAAGCGACAGACAAAUAUGUAAAGCUUGCCAAGAAGCAUGGGCUAACUCCAGUCCAGCUUGCCCUUGGCUUUGUGCGGGAUCGUCCAUUUACUGCUAGCUCCAUCAUUGGAGCAACCACCAUGGAUCAGUUAAAGGAGAACAUCAAUGCGUUUACCAGUGCUCCACGGCCUCUGCCACAAGAAGUUCUUGAUGGCAUUGAGGAUCUUUUCAAGAGAUACAAAGACCCAGCAAUACUAUAGGUGCUUAUUCACCAUUUUGAUGAAAAGAACCAGCAAUUCUCGAACAAUACAAAAACCCAGCAAUCAUAUUAGAACUUUUGAUCAUACCAUUUCUUUCGUGCUGGUAUAACCAUUUCUUUAAUCUUCCAUUGUCUGUACAGAUAAUACCAUCAGAAUGUAGGCUUCCAUACUUCAUACAAGUAUAGAGUGAGUCCAAAGGGGAGGCAUUCUUUUAUACUCUGACACUCUGUUACUGAAUGUUUUAUGUCUUGGACACUGACAGGUUUCCAAUGCAUAAGUUUAACCACCACAUGUUGUAUGAAAAUAAUAGUAAACGAUUGUGAAAUUAUUAAAUUAUGCAAUUUUUUAAUGAUAAAUCCAAUGAGGAAGUUACGUGUUUAA
This is a messenger RNA of Panicum virgatum (switchgrass), 1889 nucleotides long. Its product is annotated as protein tas-like. The transcript is spliced from 9 exons. Bases 297 to 1508 code for a protein of 403 amino acids. NCBI's taxonomy places the organism in Eukaryota, Viridiplantae, Streptophyta, Magnoliopsida, Poales, Poaceae. The record is from RefSeq and is a predicted model, not a curated record. Gene Ontology annotation, molecular function: oxidoreductase activity.